AUGACCACCGUUUCUCCCCCUCGUCCACCACCUUCUUCUUCUCCUCUUUCAUCUCUUUCUUCUUCAAAUAUCAAAAACAAUGUUCCUAUUAUUCUAGACAUGGAAAAUGUUCAAUAUUCUACGUGGGCGGAAUUGUUCAAAAUCCAUGCUAGAUCAAGUCAAGUGAUCAAUCAUAUUAUUCCUUCGUCCAAAGCCAAGGUUCCUACCACAGAUGAAGAAAAGGAAGAAUGGUCCACCAUUGAUGCUACGGUGUUAAAGUGGAUCUGUGCCACCAUUUCUGAGGAUCUUCUUAACACUAUCUUGGAACCCGAUUCAACGGCUCAAGCGGCGUGGGAAAUGCUACGGGAUAUUUUUCAAGAUAAUAAAUCAUCCCGUGCCAUCACCCUUGAACAAGAAUUCUCCAAUACUAUUAUGGAGGAUUUUCCUAGUGCAUCUGCUUAUUGUCAACGUUUAAAGAUGUUGGCCGACCAACUUAAGAAUGUUGGCGCUCCGGUUUCUAAUAACCGACUUGUUUUACAAAUGGUUGCGGGUCUUACCGAUGCAUACAAUGGUUUGGGACGUUACUUCGCCAAAGUGACCCUCUUCCUCCUUUCUACCAAGCCCGAUCAAUGCUUGUUCUAG
Molecule: messenger RNA, 621 nt
Organism: Beta vulgaris subsp. vulgaris (sugar beet)
Lineage: Eukaryota; Viridiplantae; Streptophyta; Magnoliopsida; Caryophyllales; Amaranthaceae
Exons: 1
Coding region: 1-621 (206 amino acids)
Source: RefSeq, a predicted model, not a curated record